CAACAUCUGCAACUACUUUUCACUCGUUUGUGGCUGUUGAGCCUACUUUUUUUCUCCCUUUGCUUCAUGGGGAAAUGACCUGGUGGUUAGGGUGGAGUAUGGAGCGAGGGAGGAAUAAGUUUUUUCAUCUAAAAUUUGGAAGCCAAGUCAGUAACAAAAUGAAACCAGUAAAGCAUCUGUUGACCACCAGUAACAAAUCAGCAAAUAUUCCAGCAUUAACUACUAAAAAAGGACUACAUAAUUUACCAUUAUCACCUAAACUAAAGGAAAAACAUAAUGCAAAAUUAAUUCAUGAUAAAAUUGAACCAAUGGUCCUAAGAUCUCCACCAACAGGAGAAUCCAUUGUACGGUAUGCUUUGCCCAUUCCAUCGAGUAAGACAAAGAACUUACUGUCAGGAGAUGAAAUGAUCAGAAAAAUUAUCAAACAUCUGAAGAUGGUUGUUUCCACUUUGGAAGAAACCUAUGGACAUUGUGAUCAGAAUGGAGAAGAACCAUUUGUAAAGCAUGAACAUGAAGAAUUAUCUUUAUCUGUUGGGGAUGAUAUGAAUUCAUUCUUGACAUAUUGUUCGCAAUUUGCAGCUCAGCUAGAAGAAGCACUUAAAGAAGAACAAAAUAUUUUGGAAUCUCUUUUUAAGAAAACUAAGCCUACAAAUAAUCGAACAAAGAAAGCUGUGAAAACAGUGAAGAAAAAAGACAAAGGAAAAUCUGAGGAUUCAGAAAAGAAGAUGUCUCCAGAAAAAGAGUUUAAAAUUAAAGAAGAUUUGGAUCAAAUACAGAAAGUAGCACGUCUGGAAAUUGAGAACAAAGUCCUUCAGGAGCAAUUGAAACAGGCUUUACAGAUCACUGCCCAAAGCGGAAGACUGAUUGAAAAAAGCUCAGAGAAGAAACGAUCUAGCCCUGCUAUUUCAGAUCUUUCACAGAUCCUUAAGUCUCAAGAUGAAUCAGCAUUUUUAGAGAGUUCAAAUGAAGUUUCAGUUGCUGAAAACCAAUCCUAUAAAUCUCCAUCAGAGACCCAUGAUAAAUCACUUACAACACUAUCAUCCAGCAAAGAAGUUCAAGAUUCACUGUCUGUUGGAACAUUGGCUCAAAAAAACGAAACAGUGAUAUCACCAUUUAUUUUGCCCCCUGUUCUUACAGAAAGUAAAAAGGCUGAUGUUUCAGAAGAACAAUUACAAAAGAUGACUGAAGAACAAACUUACCAAGCAGCAGAAAAAUCUCAAGCUCAUAAUGAAGUACCAAAUGAAAGGCUUGUAGUUGAACAUCAAGAAUCAUUGUCAAAAACCAAAUUGCAAGUAAAGAAACAAGAAACUUCUACAGAGCAACCACUCACCAAACCAGAUGAAAAUCUUAUACUUAGGCAUCAAGACUCGAUGUCAAAAUCAGAAAUGCAGGUGAAGGAACAAAGAACUCUAAAAGGGCAAAGAAUUACUAUUAAAAAUGAAGCAGCCUCAGAACUUCCAGAUACAGCAGAAAAUCUUCCAGCAGUGUACCCAUCAAUUAGUGACCUAAUAAUUCGAUUUGAUUUAAACAAAGUGAUCGAGACUGAUAUAGAAAGCUUGAGAGGUGCUUUGGGAAGACGCUUAUUAAAUGAUGAAUUCAAGACACAGUCAAAGAGUUUCCCUGGGCCUGAUAUAGAACAAUUGACAGAUGCAUUUGGAAGAGAUAUACUAAAGGAUGAAUUCAAGACACAAUCAAAGAGUCUCCCUGAGACUGAUGAACGAUUGCGUAGUGCAACUGAGAGAGGUAAAAUAAAUGAUGCAAUUAAGACACAGUUAAAGAGAAAGAGUUACCCGGAGACUGAUAAGGAACACUUGGCAGAUGCUAUUGGAAGAGGUAUAAUAAAGGGAUCAAUCAAUGCACAACUAAAGGGUUACCAAGAGACUGAUAAGAACUUCUUUGCCUAUGCCAUUGGAAGAGGUCUAAUGAAGGAGUCAACCAAGACACGAUUAAAAAGUCACGCAGAGACUGAUAAGGAAUUCUUGGCAGAUGCUAUUGGAAGAGGUAUAAUAAUAGGGCCAAUCAUUACACAACUGAAGAGUCACCGAGGUAAGAGAAAGAAUUUACUUUCCAUAGGAAAAGAUGCUAUUGGAAGACAUAUAAUAAAGCGACUCAAUGCACAAUUAAAGAGUCACCAGGAGACUGAUAAAGAACUCUUAAAAGAUGCUAUUGGAAGAGAUAUAAUAAAGGGACCAAUGAAUGCACAAUUAAAGAGUCACCAGGAGACUGAUGUAGAACCCUUGACAAAUGCCAUUGGUUCAAGUAAAACAAUUGGUGAGAUAAAGACACAACUAAGGACUCACUAUGAUGUGAACUUAUUUAAAAACAAAGAUAUGUCCAUACAACGUCAAGAAAGUAUCUUUACUAGGAGCAUUACACCAAGUAAAUUCCCAACAAAAGUGAUCAAUUUAUCAUUCUUUGAAAAUAAAGAGGAAACUUAUGAGUACUCUUCAUCCUAUGUGAUUGCACCUUCAAAAGCAAUUUAUAGAACAUAUAGGGCUGGUUCAAGCUUUUCUAAAGACAUCCACCUUCCUUUACUGAAUCAACUCCCUUCAGGGCAUUCGAAAGUUGUUACCUUACACCAAAAAACUAUUGAAUUUACUCUGCCUACUGUGACCAAUACAAUUGGAAAACCUGCCUAUAAAGUGUUACAUGCUGCUACCCGAAAAUCUGUACCACACCCAUACUUUUGAGAAUGAAGGAAAUUCUGAGCAAGAUAAGCAACAUGACAAAUUCAGAAAUGCAGGGAAGGAAAUUGCAAGUAUAGAAGCCUUUUGAAAAUAACACUGACUCGUGUGGACGGUGCUUAUUGAAAAACAGCCGGAAAUACAGUGGAUCAACAGGGUAGGCCCAGAUCACAGAAGGCCUGACCAGGCAGUGAAUGUGUCUUUACCAUAUGGAACAAUUUUGAACUUCUAAGAUCAAGGCUUUUUGUUGCUGAGGGUAAGAAAGGAGCUCUGUGUUGAGGUUCCAGCUUGCUUCUAUUCACCAGUGUCCCUGUAGUGCUUUCUGGUGUGAUGUAAAAUCAAUUAAACAAAACUUGUGCUCUUCA
Symphalangus syndactylus (siamang) is the source of this 3049-nucleotide messenger RNA. RefSeq names its product coiled-coil domain containing 7 (gene CCDC7). Lineage: Eukaryota; Metazoa; Chordata; Mammalia; Primates; Hylobatidae. The record is from RefSeq and is a predicted model, not a curated record.